This is a messenger RNA of Aaosphaeria arxii CBS 175.79, 1875 nucleotides long. RefSeq names its product putative flavin-binding monooxygenase. Lineage: Eukaryota; Fungi; Ascomycota; Dothideomycetes; Pleosporales. Gene Ontology annotation, molecular function: N,N-dimethylaniline monooxygenase activity; flavin adenine dinucleotide binding; NADP binding. The coding region runs from base 1 to 1875 and encodes 624 amino acids. The record is from RefSeq and is a predicted model, not a curated record. The transcript has 3 exons.
AUGGGGGAGACAAUUCGCCGUGUCAACGGCUAUGAUCACAAUGCAUACACGUACUAUCCCGUCCUAAUUGUGGGUGCUGGCGCUUCGGGAAUUGCCAUGGCAUGCCAGUUGAAGGAACAGCUUGGGUUCGAUCAGUUUCGUGUGUUCGAACGUCAGGCUGGCAUUGGCGGAACAUGGUGGAUCAACAGAUACCCCGGAGUUGCCUGCGAUGUUCCUGCCGUAUUCUAUUCCUUCUCCUUCGCCCAGAACCCACAAUGGACUUCCUUCCAUCCCCCAGGCCGAGAGAUUGUGCAGUAUUAUCACGAUGUCUGCCAGAAAUACCAGGUCACCGACAAGUUCGAGGUCAAUACCGACGUUGAGCAAUGUCGAUGGCUUGAAGAUGAACAAAUGUGGGAGGUCACGCUGAGGCGACUGAUUGCAGGAAUGGGUGAUCUCUCCUCGAAGGACCGCGCGAAAAUAGUCAGAGACCGAGGCGAAUCAGCUGUAUAUUCAGAGACUGAAGUGGUCCGGGCAAAGGUGGUGGUGAGCUGUGUUGGUGGCCUGGUCGAGCCCAAGGGCUGGCCUGAUGACAUCCCAGGUAUCGAGAACUUCAAGGGCCCAGUCUUCCAUUCUGCCCGCUGGGACGAAAGCGUCGAUCUCACAGAUAAGAACGUGGUUGUUGUUGGUACUGGUUGCAGUUCUGCCCAACUGGUGCCGCGACUACCAGAUGCGCCGUACAAUGCCAAAUCUGUCACUCAGUUGAUGCGAUCGCCCCCUUGGGUUGUACCUGCAGCUGAUGCCCCAGGAGGUGACGAGUGGUGGGAGAAGAAUGGCCCGCGCCUAGGCAAAAUCCCAGGACUCCUACAGACCCUUCGUUUCCUUAUCUUUAUCGGCGCUGAGGCAGUGUUCUUCAACAUGUUCCCAGACACAGAAAGGGCAGAGAAGGGACGAAAGAAAGUUGAGGAGCAAAUGCUUGCUCGUAUGAAGAGGAUCGUUCCAGAGAAGUAUCAUGAAAUCCUUACACCCAAUUAUGGGAUAGGGUGCAAGCGACGGAUAUUUGAUAAAAGGUGGUAUCAGGGUCUGAACAACUCUAAGAUUGAUCUCACCACACAACCCCUAAGAAAAGUGAACGCAGCCACAGUUGUCCUUGGUCCAGGCCGGACAUACCCACCAAGCGAGAAAGACGAUACUCCUGAGCGGGAGGUACCGGCAGACGUGAUCGUUCUUGCGAAUGGAUUUGACACAACGAAGUGGUUGCACCCGCUGAAAGUUUCAGGACGGACUGGCAACGAUCUUGUCGAGACGAUGGAUGAGAGAGGUGGACCACAAGCUUAUCUCGGCACAGCUAUGGAUGGCUUUCCAAACUUCUUCAUGAUCUUCGGCCCGAACACUGCCACUGGACACUCCUCUGUCGUCAUGGCGUCUGAGAACAUGGUCAAUCAUUCUCUUAACUUUAUCAAGUUGCUUCUGAAUGGCGAAGCAACUAGUGUAGAUGUUAAGCAUGAAGCCGAAGUUGCGUUCACUACCGAUUUGCAAGCAAGUCUCAAGAAGACCGUAUGGCAAAGUGGUGGCUGCACCAGCUGGUAUACAACCGAGAACGGCUGGAAUUCGACAGUCUAUCCCUACUCGCAAAUUGACUUUUGGCGUAAAUGUACCUUCCCAACGUGGAAAGAUUGGAACAUUGAGUAUACGAAGAAGGGCUUAUUGAUCAAGCGCAGCCGUCGAAUCCGUACGACUCUUGCGUUUGUCUUAGCCUUUAUCGGUGCUUACAGAUUUUAUAAGAGUGGCCUGACUUUGAGAGAUGUCAGGGACUUUACGGGGACGGUUUUGCAAUACUCUUUGCGCGAGGCUGCCCUAUUGAGGGCUUUCAUUAUGAAGCAGGUCUUUUCAGGAUGA